Molecule: messenger RNA, 2388 nt
Organism: Wyeomyia smithii (pitcher-plant mosquito)
Lineage: Eukaryota; Metazoa; Arthropoda; Insecta; Diptera; Culicidae
Gene: spz3
Product: protein spaetzle 3
Exons: 7
Coding region: 277-1998 (573 amino acids)
Biological process (GO): regulation of Toll signaling pathway; innate immune response; central nervous system formation
Cellular component (GO): extracellular region
Molecular function (GO): Toll binding; growth factor activity
Source: RefSeq, a predicted model, not a curated record
GUUCGCUGGGGGUGAGUGGGCCCUCCGCUGGAAAGGCGCCCAGUAUCGUUAGAGGUUUUGAAGUUGUUGAAAGGUGUUAUACAUGUAACCAGCUUGACAUGGAUAUAAUUCAGCAGAGUUCAAAAUGCGAAUCGUGCACAAUGAAUAAUGAUGCAGUGCUAAAGUGAUGUUAUUGAAGCUUCAUAUACGAAGAGUGCAAUAUUUUCUGUUAUCUGAAAGUGAUUUAAUAGAAUAAAAUAUAAUAAGUGAGUUGCAAGAAGACAUCCAGCCAACGACAUGGCGAUAGCAAACUACACACUGCCAUUUGGCAGCAUUCAGGCCCCUGCCUGGAAUACUGUCAGCCCAAUACACAGUCAGCAUGCUUCGGCCGUGAAUAAUUUGCUGUACGGUCCUUCCGGUCACCAAGAGGACGAUCCAAACGAUCAAGGCUUCUACGAGAAUAACCCUUAUGCCCCUCCCUCUCAACACCAUCGCCAGCAGCAGCAAAAUGCUCCUCAGCAGAGCGCACAGUAUCGCCAGGCCCCGAGAAACAACUAUCUACCCCCUCCUCCCCAAUCCUAUACACAGCCGCCACCAAAGCAGCAACAGGGCUAUCAGCAAUCGCCGCCUCAAACAUCCUCGAGGACGUACGGGGAAGGAACGUACUCCCAAGGAUCUUCGCGGAGUAAUCCUCAGCAGCAACAAAAUCCCGGCUACUACAACUCUGCUGUGUACAAUCAACAAUAUCCCAAACAACAACCCACCGGUUUUAACGUUCCACAGUCACAACCGCCAACAAAUUAUCGAAAUAACGGGGGACCUCCCCCGCAGCCACCACCAGUACCUCCCAAAGUACCACAAACGUUACCCACGUCUCCGUCCAGCCGAAUUCCACCACCGCCGGUCAGUAGUGGCCGCGGUAUUAGCAGUACCUCUACCGGUGGUGCCUUUCCGGAGCGACCACCCGGUUUCGUUAAAGUGAAUGCCGGUCAAGGUUCGCGGACUCAAGUGCACGCCGUGCUGGACUACGACGAUGACGAGGAAGAGUAUUACGACGACGGAGACGACGGCUCACCGAACGCAGCCGGCCGAGUUUCUGACAAUCGUAAAAAUUCUCGUAUGCCAACGGUAACCCCAAUCCAGGGUCCAAUAUUUCUUAAGAAUGGAACAGUUCCUGUCGUGCCAUUAUUUGCGUAUCCUCAAGUUAGUAACGGAACGUUCGUCCAGAUACCGAUCUGGUGGACGGCUCUAUCGCUAGCGCUUGGUCUCAAUGUGCGAGGAGAUGUGAUCAAAGGUGUUCCUUGCGUUAAGAAAAACCAUCAGUUGUUCUGUCCGACGGCGGGCAAUAGUUAUCCAAUAGACAAAAUCGAAACAUUCAUCGAUGAGAAUAAAGCGCUGAUGAAACGAAUGUAUGGUGACUUUGAAAUGACGCGAAGUCCGCCACUGCAGCCGAACCGGAAGCGGAAACGUCACCUGCAGGACGUUGAUGAUCACUUCACGUUACUGCCGGAGCUGAUGGAUCUGUAUGGUGAGCCAGGAUCGCCGAAUGCGCCGGAAUUGUCUGUCGGCGGAGGGGACUCAUACUUUGGAAGGUUACGCGACAAGAGACAAAGUUCGAAUCGUGGUGGAGGUGGCAGCGGAGGUAACGGGGGCGGUUCGAACGGUUCAAAUAAUAAUGGUAACCGUUCCACGGCGAGGCCAAGUGCCACUGAUGGCAGUGGCGAGAGUACAGGAAGAGUCGACGCAUGCGAAUCGAAAAUCGAGAUAGUCACUCCGUACUGGGCUUCAAACUCCGCAGGAAAAGUUCGUGCCAUCGUGAAUACGCAACACUUUGAGCAGGCCAUUCACCAAGAAGUUUGCUCGAAAACUCAAACAUCUCGCUGCUCCGGCGACUGUGGCUGCGAGCAAAAAUAUAAAUGGCACCGGUUGCUGGCCUAUGAUCCGGACAACGACUGCAAGGGAAUAUUCAUGGACUGGUUCUUGUUCCCUUCAUGCUGCGUGUGUCGGUGUAAUCCUUGAAAAGCUAAACAACGCAGACAGAAAAUUGGUUCGGAACAAAGUCACGCUUCAUACCAGUUGUAAGCUCUUAGGUGUGCUCUUUAGUCUAGUGCUGUAUGUUCUAGUGAUAGUGUUAGGCAAAAGCGGAAACUAUACGAAAGAGAUUCAAUCAUUUUUAAUUAUUGUUUCUUGUAAGAUUGACCUAGAUUAAUAUUCUGAAUUUUGAAUAGUAGGUACCAUGUGCUGACGAAAUGAGGAAACUUGUAGCCAAAUUUUGUUUGCAAGACCAGCGAACUUUGAUAGAGUGCUCUAGUAUCAGUAGCGUUACCUAUUUAGAUUCGAAUAGAAUUCUUUUUCUUCCUGUAAAAAAUUAAGUUAUUUUUUGUAAAUACAAGUAGAUUUAAAUAAUCA